UUUUGACUGUAGACCGACCUUUAUCUCCUGUAUUACGGUGCAUUGAGAAGACAAUCCUUUUAUCAAUUAUUCCUCUUUUCCAUCUUUAUUUCUUUCCUUCUUCCUUCUUCCCUUCUUUCCCUCCUUCUUUCCUUCUUUCUUUCUUCCUUCUCUCCUUCUCUCUCUUUCACUCACUCUCAUCUCCGUUCUGCUCCUUCCCUCGAUGACUUGCAUGCAUGAAUCUGCUCCUGCCAUCCGUCUCGGAAGCAACGCCUGGCAGCCGCCUAGCAGCCGGCCAGUCCCAAAUUCACCAGCGUUCCUUCCCACAGCCUUUUCGGUUCACCUUCUGUUCAGAUUCUGUUUGUUUCAUCUCCAUUCCUUCUUCUCGUUUCUUCCAUUUUCUGGUUCUUCUUCUCUCCUCUCUUCUCCUCUCAACUCGCACAUCCACCAAUCUUGAUUCCCCCUUCUCUAUCACGAGGUUGAUAUGCCUGUUACUUCUUCAGACACAUCACAGCUUCAUCGCCUCUCGCAGAAUCCGGCCUCUUUGAUUGCUAUCUCCACCGUCAUCACGAAUCGAUAUUUCGUCUGGCCAUCCUCACUGGCAGUCACCCCGAACUUCAACAUCCACUACUCAAUUGCUCAGGAGCUUGUUUGCCAGAGAUCUGCAUCCCGCCUUUUAGAACUCAGUAGCCCAGUCUCUUAACGUCGACGGGCUAUCGAAUCAACCCAUAAUUCUCUCAGAAGCAG
This is a messenger RNA of Trichoderma harzianum CBS 226.95, 726 nucleotides long. RefSeq lists its product as hypothetical. Lineage: Eukaryota; Fungi; Ascomycota; Sordariomycetes; Hypocreales; Hypocreaceae. Bases 216 to 527 code for a protein of 103 amino acids. The record is from RefSeq and is a predicted model, not a curated record. The transcript has a single exon.